CCUCAUGGACGAUUUCUCCUUCGUGAGCCCGGUGGUCAAGUACGUGCUCUUCUUCUUCAACCUGCUCUUCUGGAUGAUCUCCAUGGUGAUGGUGGCCGUGGGGGUCUACGCCCGGCUGCUGAAGCACGCAGAGGCAGCCAUGGCGUGCCUGGCGGUGGACCCCGCCAUCCUCCUCAUCAUGGUGGGCGUCCUCACCUUCCUCAUCACCUUCUGCGGCUGCGUCGGCUCCUUGCGGGAGAACAUCUGCCUGCUGCAGAUGUUCUCCAUCUGCCUGACCAUCAUCUUCCUCCUGCAGCUGGCGGCUGGCGUGCUGGGCUUUGUCUUCUCCGAUAAGGCACGUGGGAAGGUCAGCGAGGUCAUCAACGGAGCCAUCGUGCAUUACCGGGAUGACCUGGACCUGCAGAACCUCAUCGAUUUUGGGCAGAAGGAGUUCAGCUGCUGCGGGGGUGUCUCCUACAAGGACUGGUCCCAGAAUGUGUAUUUCAACUGCACGGCCACCAACCCCAGCCGUGAGCGCUGCUCCGUGCCCUUCUCCUGCUGCCUGCAUGACACCGAGCAGGCCGUCAUCAACACCAUGUGUGGCCACGGGAUGCAGGCCAGGGGCUACCUGGAGGCCAGUGCCUUCAUCCACACCAACGGCUGCAUCGACAAGCUGGUCAACUGGACCCACAGCAACCUCUUCCUGCUGGGGGGCAUCACCCUGGGGCUGGCCCUGCCCCAGGUACGGGGCUGGGGCACUGCGGGGGACAAGGCUCCGUCCCAAAGCUCUGCUUGUGGGGUUUUUUGGGGUGCUGCCUUAAUGGCAUUAAUCCUAAAUGGAUUGCCAGAUUGGGAUGGGAUUUGGGGUGGGGCAGUGAUGCAGAUGUCAGGCAUGGGGGGAAUGGGGUGACACCGCCUGGUGUUGCUCAGUGCCUCCCUCUCCCGUUCUCCUUCUUCCCUCUCCCUUUCUGUCCCCACUUCCUCUUCCAUUUCCGCUUUCCUUUCCCAUUUCCUUCC
This is a messenger RNA of Cyanistes caeruleus (blue tit), 996 nucleotides long. Lineage: Eukaryota; Metazoa; Chordata; Aves; Passeriformes; Paridae. The record is from RefSeq and is a predicted model, not a curated record.